This is a messenger RNA of Dromiciops gliroides (monito del monte), 4061 nucleotides long. RefSeq names its product phosphoinositide-3-kinase adaptor protein 1 (gene PIK3AP1). The record is from RefSeq and is a predicted model, not a curated record. The transcript has 17 exons. Gene Ontology annotation, biological process: signal transduction. Gene Ontology annotation, molecular function: phosphatidylinositol 3-kinase regulatory subunit binding; signaling receptor binding. Bases 103 to 2535 code for a protein of 810 amino acids. Gene Ontology annotation, cellular component: cytosol. Lineage: Eukaryota; Metazoa; Chordata; Mammalia; Microbiotheria; Microbiotheriidae.
UGGAACCUCCUUGCCUCUCCCUCGCCUCGUCCCCGCCCUCGGCAGGACUACGGGGGGUGCUACGACCAGGGAUGUGAGCCGGGCUCCCCUCCAGCCUCUGCCAUGGCAACCUCAGGAAGCCCAAAGGGCUGUGAUAUCCUAAUUGUCUACAGCCCAGAUGUCCAAGAAUGGUGCCAGUAUCUGCAGAAUCUUUUCCUUUCAUAUUGGCAGGUUCAGAACCAGCACACCCUGACCUAUGAACUGAGACCUGGGGCUACCAUCCCCACUAGAGACUUGACCCUUUUCCUCAACAGUCGGUGUAUCAUUGUACUCCUAUCAUUUGAACUAGUGCAGAACUUUUAUCAACCCAAUGUGCUCUCCAGCCUUCAGAAAGCCCUGUGCCCUCCCCAUAGGGUGCUAAAGCUCUUCUGUGGAGUGCAGGACUGUGAAGAUUUCUCAGAGUUCUUCGAGGACUGGACCUGUUGGCAGGAACUCACUUGUGAAGAUGAGCCUGAAACCUAUGUGGCUGCUGUGAAGAAGGCUUUUUCAGAAGAUUCUGGCUGUGACUCCAUCACAGACACUGAGGCUGAAGACGAGAAGACUGUUAUUUACUCCAGGCAUAUUUCCUCUACUCAGACGAACCGGCUCCUGGAGACCACACCGGGGAACCUGAUGGUGGUGCAGCCGGACCGAAUUCGUUGCGGGGUGAACACAACAGUUUAUGUUAUUGUGAAAUGCAAGCUGGAUAGCCAAGUGAAGACAGAAGCUGAAUUCUCUCCUGAGAACUCCCCUUCAGUCCGCGUAGUUGCCAAGCUGGAAAAUGAAUACACGGUUUCUAUAAAGGCCCCCAACUUAUCUUCAGGUGAUGUUUCUCUGAAAGUCUAUUCGGGUGACCUAAUGGUGUGUGAAACAACUGUCCACUAUUAUACUGACAUGGAGGAAAUUGGAAACUUGUUGGCCAGUGCAGCCAAUCCCGUGGAGUUCAUGUGCCAGGCCUUUAAAAUUGUGCCCUACAACCUUGAGACCCUUGAUAAGCUUCUAACUGAGUCUCUGAAGAAGAAUAUUCCUGCGAGUGGACUGCAUUUGUUUGGGAUCAACCAGCUAGAAGAAGAAGAUAUGAUGACCACUCAGCGGGAUGAGGAGCUGCCCACCUUGCUUCAUUUCGCUGCAAAGUAUGGACUGAAGAACCUCACAGCCCUGCUGCUGACCUGCCCUGGAGCUUUGCAAGCCUAUAGUGUGGCCAACAGGCACGGUCACUACCCCAACACAAUUGCUGAAAAGCAUGGCUACAGAGACCUGCGACAGUUCAUUGACGAAUAUGUGGAAACUGUGGACAUGUUGAAGAGUCACAUUAAGGAAGAGUUAAUGCAAGGGGAGGAAGAUGACUCCGUGUACGAGUCAAUGGCCCACCUUUCCACAGACUUGCUAAUGAAAUGUUCCCUCAAUCCUGGCUGCGAUGAGGAGCUGUAUGAGUCCAUGGCUGCUCUCUCCCCGACAUCCACGGAGGAUCUUUAUGUAGAGAUGCUUCAGUCCAGUGCCUCUAACACGAAAUCUGCAGACUCUUUUCCCUUGGCCACCAAAGACUCCAUCAUUCGCAAAUUUUUGGAAGGCAACAGUGUAGAAGCCACCCAUUUGGAGAGAGACUCUUGCCCUGCUGGUGGGUGUGAAGACAUUUACCACACAGUAGAAGAUGACAGCACCUUUCCUAUGGACCUGGCCAAUAGACCCCCAGUGCCUGUGCCCAGGCCAGAGAUCAGUCCUCAUGCCAGUCACCAGAUGUCCCAGAGUGAAUCAUAUAUUUCUAAAGUAUUUUCAGAUAAAAGUCAGGAGCGGCCUGGAAAUUUUUAUAUUUCUUCUGAGCUCAUGAGAAAAGAGCCUCUGGUCAGGCCAUGGAGGGACAGACCCCAGUCAAGCAUUUAUGAUCCAUUUGCUGGCAUGAAAACUCCUGGCCAGAGACAACUCAUUACCUUACAAGAACAAGUAAAGCUAGGCAUUGUUAAUGUGGACGAGGCUGUUCUCCAUUUCAAGGAGUGGCAGCUGAAUCAGAAGAAGAGAUCGGAGUCCUUUCGCUUUCAGCAGGAAAAUCUUAAACGGUUACGAGACAGCAUAACUCGAAGACAACUAGAGAAGCAAAAAUCCGGGAAACAAACAGACUUAGAGAUCACGGUUCCUAUUAGACAUUCUCAGCAACUCUCUGGAAAAGUGGAGUACGGAGUCUAUGAAAGCGGCCCCAGGAAGAGUAUCUUGCCCCCAAAGAGCACACUAUGCCGAGGAGAUUGGAAAACAGAAAGUACUUCGAGUACAUCAAGCAGCAAUAGUAACCGCUCCAGCACCCGAAGCAUCCUCAGUGUCAGCAGUGGAAUGGAAGGUGACAAUGAGGACAAUGAACUCCCAGAAAUUAACAGAAGCCGUAGCCCAGGUCCCCAGCACACAGAAAGAGCCCCCUUCAAGUCCCUCGAAAGGCCUCCUAGGAUACCUCCUCGAGCUGCCUCUCACAGGCCUCCAAGUAGAGAGAACUUCCAUCCUCCUCCACCUGUUCCACCCAGAGGUCGCUGAUUCCUCCUCUUAUCAUCUUUUAAAAACAGGACUUUGGGAAGGAAAGCAAGUGAUUCCAAGCUUCUUAAUGAUGUCAUCACUGACUUAAUGUUGGAUUGUACUGAAAUUUCACCUGCCAUUAAGAUAUAUUUCAUGGUCAGACUGGGCAGUCUCUGAAAAAGGGACUCCUUAGUCACCAAGGACUGGGAAGCCAAGAACUUCAUUUUCUCUUAAACAAGCUGAGUGAGAAGUUACCUUGUUACCUAGAAGACAGAAGACUUGGUUGCAAUUCGUGCCUUUCAUGAGGAAAUCCAACCCCUAAGAAUAUUCAUAAAAAUGUGUUUUUAAAUUUUAUUUUACUGACAUGUUCUUUUUAAUGCAUCUUCAGAUACUCAUCCAUAAAAUGAGUUGCCAAGAAAGUCUUACAGCAAGUGAGAGGAUUUUACACAGAAAUCUCAGGAGUUUGAGCAUCGAACACCUGUUGGCUUUUUUAAAAGAACAAUUCUGUUCAGUGAGCAUUUAGUUAUAUUAGGGAAUCUAUGAGUCAAGAGUAUUAGGCGUUAUUAAUAAUUGUAAUGAUAGUAGCUAGCAUUUAUAUAGUGCUUUAAGUUUUACAAAGCAUUUUACAAAUGUUAUGUCAUUUUGUUUUCAUAACAACCCCGGGAAGUAGGUGCUAUUAUUAUUCUUAUUUUCCAGAUGAGCAAGCUGAAAGCAGACAGAGUCUACCUAGGGUCACACAUUGAGGCCAGAUUUGAACUCAGUUCUUUGGGACAUCAGGUCCAGCAUUCUAUCCACUGCACCACUUAGCUGCAGAGAUGCCAGUCCGUGCUCUGAGUCAUAGAGAGGGAAGUGCAUUGGUGUUGAGAGUAUUCUUGACUUUUCUGCCAUUUUCAAGCCAGCAGUGGCAGAAGAGAUCCCGCAGUAGGUGUAGGUUUCUCUGCUUGCUUUCACCAUUACUGAAUUUGAGCAGGAUGCCAGCAUCUGUGGGAGAAGGGAGAUUGUUUUAUAUGGGGGGGGGAAUGACAAAAGCAUUAGGUUUGUUAGGGUUUUUUACUUAUUAAUAAUGAUGGUUAUGAAAACUGACAACUAUAUAGCACUUUAAUGUUAGGCCUCCCAAACAACUGUGUGAGGUAACAACCACAUGUAUUAUUAUUAGUCCUAUUUUACAGAUGAGGAAAUAGAGCCUCAGAGAGGGUGAGUGACUUACACAUGGUCACACAGUUAGUUAAGAGGCAGAGGGGGAACUAGACCCAGGUCUUCCUAAAUUGUUCCUACUCCACACUUCCCAGUCAUAUAUUUCCAUCUCAAAAUAAUUAAAUCUCAGUAUCUUAUUUUGUUUAAACAGAGAAUACAAAUCAGUAACCUACACACACACAUAUUCCUAUGAGCCAUAUCGGAAUUCCCUUUUGCUUAGAAAUCUCAUCCUUUCCCUUGAACUCUAAGAUCACCCUCAUUCUGGGAUUUGUUGACUUCUUUUUAAACGUUGUUCCCCUCCCCUCUUAAUAUGCAUAUAUCCAAAUAACAAUGGUAUUAAAGCUCUAAACAAU